This is a messenger RNA of Diplodia corticola, 432 nucleotides long. RefSeq lists its product as uncharacterized. NCBI's taxonomy places the organism in Eukaryota, Fungi, Ascomycota, Dothideomycetes, Botryosphaeriales, Botryosphaeriaceae. The coding region runs from base 1 to 432 and encodes 143 amino acids. The transcript has a single exon. The record is from RefSeq and is a predicted model, not a curated record.
AUGGAAGCGCAGACGAUGGUGGUAGUUGAUGAGCCUCCACCCGUCGAAGGAGUCGAUGUGGCGCUGGCACUGGCACUGGCACUGAUUGUGGACGAGCUUGCGGAUGAUGACGAGCUGGACAUGGAAGUAGAGCUGCUGGACAAGGAGGAGGUUGUUGAGCUCGAAGAGGAGGAAGUGGAGCUUGAAGCGGCCGAAGAGGUUGACGAUGCGGCAGCACUCGAAGAAGCGGAAGAUGAGGAAGCAGAAGCCGAGGCGGAGGCGGAAGCGGAAGACGAGGCUGCUGCUGUUGAGGAGGCUGCUGCCGCAGUUGAGGAGGCUGCCGCAGAGGUGGCAGCGGAGUCCGCGGUUGUGGUCGUUCCGGCCAUCUUGGGGGAUUUUAUGUGGGAGAGAAGGGAACCGGAAGAGGGCAAACCACGCGGAAGAGAAAGGUAG